Galleria mellonella (greater wax moth) is the source of this 3409-nucleotide messenger RNA. RefSeq names its product calcitonin gene-related peptide type 1 receptor-like (gene Dh31-R). Gene Ontology annotation, molecular function: calcitonin receptor activity. The coding region runs from base 496 to 1713 and encodes 405 amino acids. The record is from RefSeq and is a predicted model, not a curated record. Gene Ontology annotation, cellular component: plasma membrane. Lineage: Eukaryota; Metazoa; Arthropoda; Insecta; Lepidoptera; Pyralidae. Gene Ontology annotation, biological process: cell surface receptor signaling pathway; adenylate cyclase-modulating G protein-coupled receptor signaling pathway. The transcript is spliced from 9 exons.
GAGCGUUGUGUUGCGAGCAGUCAGUGUUCGCCAUCCAUUCGCACCGUCCGCGCCGCUCGCGCGCUCUCUAACGCGCCGCGGACCACUCGGGGCUCUUAUCAAGAAAUCACUAACUCUUGCUUAUACUUCAGUGCAAUUGUGAAGUUCCACGGUAUAAUCAGUUAUCGCUCCACUGCAACGUACCACCGUCGCUACGGGCCAGUGAAACCCGCCGCUGAAGACGAGGCUGUAGGUGCCGGCUGCCGGGGGAGGCGUGUUCAUUACCCAAACAUAAGCAGAACACAUACAAACUUUGGCCGAAGGAUUUGACGUCCCAAACACAUAUACGAGCUCAACUAGCGUUGCUGUCGGCAGGAGUCCAGCUACCGAACAGGCACGCGAGCAGCACGCGAGAAAUAGUGAAGAUGUGCUGAGACUAACGCGAGGGCGGAGCGUGCGAGUGCCCAGUGUCGGGUGUCGGUGUCGGGUACCGGACGCUGAGCGGAGAGCGGCACCAUGGAAGACCCGGAGCGCAUGGCGCGCGACAUGGCUGCCUGCGCAGCCAUCAACAACAGCACGGCGCCGCCCCCCGGGCUGUACUGCGAGGGCACCUUCGACACCUGGCUCUGUUGGCCUCACACUCCUGCCAACACUACCGCCUACGCACAUUGCCCAGACUUUGUAAUCGGUUUCAGUCCUGAGUUAUUCGCGCACAAGGAAUGCACCGAGGACGGCACCUGGUGGAAGCACCCGAAGACCAACCGCUCCUGGUCCAACUACACCACCUGCAUCAAACCAGAAGAUGACGUUAGCGACAUAAUCGCAGUUUACGAGGCCGGCUACAGCGUGUCCUUGGUGGCGUUGCUGAUCUCACUCGGCAUCCUCUCGUACUUCAAGAGUCUGCGGUGUGCGCGCAUCACUGUGCACAUGAACUUAUUUGCAUCGUUCGCGUUGAACAACGCGCUGUGGCUGGCGUGGUACGGGCUCGUGGUGCGCUCGCCAGAGACGCUCACCGCGUCGCCGGCCUGGUGCCGCGCGCUCAACGGCAUCCUGCAGUACGCGCUGCUCACCAACUACACGUGGAUGCUCUGCGAGGGCCUCUACCUACACACGGUGCUAGUGAGCGCGUUCGUAUCCGAGCGGCGGCUGGUGCGCGCGCUGCUGGUGGCCGGCUGGCUGCUGCCCGUGCCGUCGGCGACCGUGCACGCUGCGCGCCGCGCCGCCGCCGACGAGCAACUCUGCUGGAUGGACGAGGGCGCGCCGCGACCCGAGCUCGCCGUGCUCGUGUGCAUCGCGGUGCUUCUCAAUCUCGCUUUUCUUUGCAACAUCGUUCGCGUACUGUGCACUAAGCUGCGUGCGGGCGGUGGCAUCGGCGCUAGUGCAGGCGGUGCAUCGAGACCUUCCGCCACUGCGCUGCACGCGCUACGCGCCACGUGCCUGCUCGCACCCCUCCUGGGGUUACAGUACUUGCUGACGCCGUUUCGGCCGGCGCACACCGCCCGAUGGUGGCUUCUGUACGAGUUCGUGUCUGCACUCACGACCUCGCUGCAGGGCCUCAUCGUCGCCAUCUUGUACUGUUUCUGCAACGGUGAGGUGCUUGCCCAGUUGCGACGACGGUGGCGGGUGCUCACGUUCCGGCCUCGUGCUAACUCUACCACCAACACGACCGUUUCGAUGCACGUGUUGCAGUUCGUGCGGUCGGCGGCGCCGGGCGCGGGCGAGGACAAGGUGUGACUGGCGGCGGGCGGCGAGGGUCGCGAGGAAGGCGCGGGCGGCGGCGGGUGCGGCGGCGCGGAGUGCGGCGAGGGCGCGGCCGACGAGCGCCGCCGCGGCGACGGCCGCCACAUCCGGUUCGAGUGCGUCGACAGCGACGACGACGCGCCGCCAGACACGCGCCUGCUGUGAGCUGCGCCGCCGCCGCUGCCGCUGCCGCCGCCGCCUACCACUCCAGCGCCCGAGGGACGACCUUCGCCGCCGUCUUUAUGUAAUAAGAGACAUCAAACGAUGUACUGCGGACUGCUUUAAAUAUAUGUAUAAAUAGUGCUCAGAGAGAUCAAAGUAUCUGUUGUAAAUAGUGUAGAUAAAAUAUAGCCUCGUAACACAACGUUACAUAAAUAAGUGUGUCUGUACUGUUCCCGAUGAUAUAAAUUGUGACUCAAUCUAAUACAUGAUUGACGCAGCACCUCGUCAAGGAAGCAAUUAAUCAGCAAGUCAUUAUAGCUAAGGUGUACUAGUGAGACUCGUCACUAGAUGUGUAUUCAACGUGUCGUCAAUCACCAGUGUGGACAAUGAAUCCGGCACUUCUGAAGUACUUACUGUUAAACCAUAAUCCUUAGUGUACCUGAGCGCUAGGCAGGUAUCGUCGCUAUUAUAUUUGUUCCAUAGAACUGUAUUUGUCUGUAUAUGACUUUCGAAGCUUUAUCCCGUGAUCGUACUUCAAAUAAAUAGCAAAAAUAUUAACUUACUAAACUGACAUACAAUUUAUAUAUUCUAUUUUUGUAGUAAAAAUGUUUAAAACUAACCUGCAAUCAAACAACCGAUCAUAUAUCGGUUCAUGAUUAGCGACGUGAUCUUCUCGCAUAGUUACAAAUAUAUGUAGAAUUCAGACAAGUUAGAAUACCACAUACAUUUGCAAGUUUCAAGCCAAAUGAGUCGCUGACAGCCAGUCACAUAUUUCACUAUUUCCGUUGUUCGACACAUUGUUUAUUUUUUUUUUUUUUUUUUUUUUUUUUUUUCCCAUGUACACGCUGCACAUUGUUAUUUAUUAACAUUAUUAUGUAUCUGUAUAGUUAUAAGUAAUUUCGUUUCAUACCCAAGUCAAUGCGACCGUUACGUAUGUCAUUCGCAAGAAGCCAGUAUUACGAGUAUUAAGGUUCAGUUCUGACUGCCAGAAUUGUUAAUAUUUAUGAGAGUGGCGACACGACACCGUACACGUGGAUGGUCGGCGGCGAGCUCUGAUAGCCACCAACGCGCGGUUGUACUUACUGCGUGUAUCUGUACUAAGGAGUUGUUACAAUUGUACCUAUAUAUAAAUUGUUCAGUGCACGGGUGGCCAACAAGUUAAUCAAGAUAGUCAAGAAUAUUUGACGAUCGUCCUCAACGUCUCAAUUUCAACUUGCGGUUGACUUGGGAAAUUACAAAUUGUUUAAAAUAAAUAUUUAACCGCUUCUUACAGAAAUAACUCUUAAAAAAAGAAAUCGAAAUGCAUUUUUUUUUAGUUUAAAAAAUGUUAUGUACAUAGCUACCCUAUAUUUGCGUACCCCUGUUAAAGAGGUCCAACCAGGUUGUCAUGGUGUUAGAGCGUACGGUAGCGGACUAUGGGGCCUAUCACGUCACAGUCGUAUGGCGCAGUACUAUUACUGUAUCUAUAGUUGGUGUAAAUAUUGUACAUAAUUUUGUAAAUUGCUAAUAUAAAACAGAUACCAACAAA